AUCACAUAUUCGAGGAUAUAGAAUCGCCAACAUGAGGCCAACCUUGUUGCAGGGACAUGAGCGGGCUUUGACCCAGAUCAAAUAUAACAGAGAUGGCGAUAUCAUCUUCUCCACCGCCAAGGAUCAACACAUCUGCGCAUGGUUCUCACACAACGGAGAGAGACUGGGUACAUACCAUGGCCACCAGGGAGCCAUCUGGACAGUUGAUGUUGACCCGACAAGCACAAUGAUCGCAAGUGGUGCCGCCGACAACACAGUCAGAUUAUGGGAUAUCAAGACGGGAAAGUGCUUGAAGGUCUGGGAUUUCAACACGGCGGUGAAGAGGGUCGAGUUCAACGAAGAUGGAUCAAAACUGUUGGCCGUUACCGAAAUGCGCAUGGGUUUCUUGGGUACGAUCGUUGUCCUGGAUAUCAACUUAGAUGUCGAGGCCGAACAAUCGAACGAGAAGGUCAUGACGAUUACCUGCGAGGAGAGCAAAGCCAUAGUUGCUGGAUGGAGUUAUCUGUCGAAGUACAUCAUCGCAGGUCACGAAGACGGAACCGUGUCACAGUACGACGCUAAGACGGGAGAGCAACUCGAUAAUGUCAAAGUUCACGACCUUGACAUCACGGACCUUCAGUGGGCCCCCGACCGGACAUACUUCAUCACCGCUUCCAAAGACAAGACUGCUAAGCUUAUCAACACCCGUGACCUCGAAGUCAUGAAGACCUACGUAGCCGAUACCCCUUUGAACAGCGCGUCCAUCACACCCAAGAAAGACUUCGUUAUCCUUGGUGGUGGACAAGCAGCCAUGGACGUUACCACUACAUCCACGAGACAAGGAAAGUUUGAAGCCAGGUUUUACCACAAGAUUUUCGAGGAAGAAAUUGGAAGAGUCAGAGGUCACUUUGGUCCCUUGAACACGGUUGCAGUCGACCCGACUGGGAAGGGGUAUGCUAGUGGAGGUGAGGAUGGUUAUGUUCGAGUACACCAGUUCGACAAGGGAUAUUUCGAUUUCACGUAUGAGGUUGAGAGGCAGGCUAGACAACAGCAACAACAACAACAGAUGUAAGGAAGGAGAUUGCUUGGGUGCAUUUGCGGGCGUUGUGGGUGUCAUGUCAUGGUCAUGAAAAGGCUUGUAGAUUUGGCAGAGAACUGGAAGCCUUCCAAUGAAGGGAUGCUUACUACAUUUCUAGAAGGAAAGAAUCGUGUCUCAUUUCGAUGUCUUUAGCCGCUGCUGACCUUAAGAGACCUCUUUCUGUCUUUCUGCCCACUAAUAACGAUCCGCAAGUAUUAAAGCUUUGACUUUAUUAAUGCUGCCUAAAUAAAUAAAUGACUAUCGUCUUGCCUUCACCCCG
Amorphotheca resinae ATCC 22711 is the source of this 1337-nucleotide messenger RNA. RefSeq lists its product as hypothetical. Gene Ontology annotation, cellular component: eukaryotic translation initiation factor 3 complex, eIF3m; cytoplasm. The transcript is spliced from 5 exons. Gene Ontology annotation, molecular function: translation initiation factor activity; protein binding; RNA binding. Gene Ontology annotation, biological process: cytoplasmic translational initiation. The record is from RefSeq and is a predicted model, not a curated record. The coding region runs from base 32 to 1051 and encodes 339 amino acids. NCBI's taxonomy places the organism in Eukaryota, Fungi, Ascomycota, Leotiomycetes, Helotiales, Amorphothecaceae.